Molecule: messenger RNA, 369 nt
Organism: Guillardia theta CCMP2712
Lineage: Eukaryota; Cryptophyceae; Pyrenomonadales; Geminigeraceae
Exons: 1
Cellular component (GO): cytosol
Molecular function (GO): DNA-binding transcription factor activity
Source: RefSeq, a predicted model, not a curated record
CUGGUGAACAAGAUCCCGAUACUGCAAGGACUGGAUCCCAUGACGUUGUUAGAGGUCCUUUCGAUGGCGCAGACUGCAGUUCUCGGCCCGGGAACCACCAUCAUCAACGCCGGGUAUCCCCCGGGCCCGAUGUUCUUUCUCGAGUCUGGCAAGUGUGUGGUGCAAGUGCGAGGGCGGCAGGUUGCCAUGCUGGACGCGGGGGACUGCUUCGGUGAGAUCUCGCUGCUGUCAGCCGAGCCGAGGACGGCAGAUGUCAUCACGCUGACCCAGAGCACCGUCUUGCAACUCCCCGCUGUCCUUUUCCUGCAAUGCGCGCACUCCAACCCAGCGUUGAUGGGUAGGCUCCAGAACCUUGCGAACUCAAGGUUG